Molecule: messenger RNA, 1072 nt
Organism: Trachymyrmex septentrionalis
Lineage: Eukaryota; Metazoa; Arthropoda; Insecta; Hymenoptera; Formicidae
Product: protein BTG2-like
Exons: 2
Coding region: 111-713 (200 amino acids)
Biological process (GO): negative regulation of cell population proliferation; negative regulation of mitotic cell cycle
Cellular component (GO): nucleus; cytoplasm
Source: RefSeq, a predicted model, not a curated record
AGAGAGAGAGAGAGAGAGAGAGAGAGAGAGAGAGAGAGAGAGAGAGAGAGAGAGAGAAUUUUCUAUCGGAUUAUUGUCAUCGACGCCUUCGCCCUGGGUCACCACCGACCAUGAGACUGGAAAUCGUGUCGGCGGCGGAUUUUUUGGUGCACCUGCUGCGCCUGCAGGCGGGUCAGCUGUCAGAACGGCAACUGGAGAUGUUCAAAUCAUCGUUGACGGAGGUGUUGCGCCACCGUUAUCGGGAUCACUGGUUUCCAGAUCGGCCAAAUCGCGGCUCCGGCUAUCGUUGCAUACGCAUCAACGGUAAAAUGGAUCCGGUAAUCGCGCAGGCUGGUGCGAACGUCGGCCUGUUGCCGACGGUACUGCACAGCCUGUUCCCCAGCGAGCUUACCAUGUGGAUCGACCCGUCGGAAGUGUCGUACAGAAUCGGCGAGAAUGGUUCCAUUUGCGUCCUGUACGAGCGUACCGAGGCCGAGAACGCGGAAGAGAUCUCCCAGCAGCAGCAGCAGCAUCAGCAUCAGCAGCAUCAUCAUCAGCAACAGCAGCAGCAACAACAUCAGCAUCAUCAUUCGCAGCAACACCAGCAAGCGCCAACUAUUAUGCCGUCGCCAUCCCAGCAGCAACAACAGCAACAAUUCGAAACCUGCAAAGACUCUCUGUUGCUGGAGCACACGCAAUUCAGCGAGCAGAUUGCCGCGUACGUCUCCAGCUGAAUCGCCGGGCUCGCCGUCGCGCUCGUGUCUACGCUUCUGAAAUGAUCUACUAUAUAUAAGCGCACGUGCAUCUCGUGAUAUGUGAUAUCCCGCGUGAUGAUUGUGUCGCGUCGGACCGGGUACGUCCGCGCGCUCCUCAACCUUUUGUGAACUCCAAACGUGCGUGCGUCCCUUUUCUUCUUGCGUCCUCUCUCUCUCUCUCUCUCUCUCUCUUUCUCUCUCUCGUCCCUUUCUAUUUUUCCCUUCCCUUCUCGGUGCAUCGAGAAAUUUCGAGCACGAGAAUCUUCGAGAAGAUUCGAGUCGAUCCUCGCUGUCUCCUUCCUUCUCUCUCUCUCUCUCUCUCUCUCUCUCUCUCUCUC